AUGGUUCUAUUCACAAAUUGGAUCUCAAACAAGUUGUACACGGGUCUUUUGGAAAAUAACGCAUUGGAGGAGUUGGAAAUCGACCGGGUCUCUGAUUUCAUUGCUGCAUAUGCUGAUACGGGUUUCUCGACGUUAACAUAUUUUGCUAUAGCAUUUACGCCAUCUUUUGUUCUGUGUGCUAACGGUGCUCAGUGUCUGAUCAAUCGCCGAUUGAUCAGCAUCUCGGCCGAAGUCGACAGCGCUGCCAAUGAACUUUUGGAGGCCUUUCGACGUCGACAGAUAGCAUCUUUCGGAUUUCUGCUCCCAGGAAGCUCGCUAAAACUCAGCCGCAAGAAGGCCGUCCGGUUGAUACAGGAGUUUAUAACGCAUUUAUUGAACGAGUCGCGCAAUCUCUGCGUUGAUAGUGCUGAUGAAACCUCGCGCUUGUACGAGGAAUCUCUGCCACCGGAAACUGCCAAGUUUCUCGAGGCGGAUAGCGACAAUGAUCCAAUGACCACCAGUCUGGAAUCGAUUAGGGACCUAUGGGCAUUUUGUCGGAUGUUUCGCUCGGAAUAUUUCUUCUUGCUCGUCCGAAAAUUCCGCGUCGCACCAAUGAACGCCUUCUUCUCUUCAUUCAAGAUGCAAAGACAACUAGGGCAGCUUCAAGCCAACAUCCUGGGGAUCAUCGGCAGUUUGAAUCAGGUGCCAGCGAGGGUCGAAAUUGCCUCCAAUGUUGCAAAGAUCCCGGACACAAUGACUCUGACGAAUAUUCAAUUGAGGGAAUUGAUUCACGCGUCAGAAUCUGGUGAACUCGAUGAAGCACGUUUGGCCGCAGCUUUGCGUCGAAUCUGCAGUUUCCUUGAGGCCAAGUCUUAUGCUCAGCCUCAGGAAUUUGAUCAAUGUGAAACGGAAGAUCUUGGGGAAAGUUUAACACAAGACUCGUAUGCUUAUCAGCCUCAUCAAAGUCAGCCGGUGGAUGAGGUGUUCGAGGCUGUCGUGCGACGUGAAGAGCCAAGUGGGCGUAGUGGUUUCGAGGAGGUUGAUGAUACGGUGGAUCGGGCAUCCGGACAAAUAAUGUUGAGAGAAUUGCGCGAGAUACUGGUGGAUCGCGCGAAGGAAAUGCGCACCCGCGAGAACAGAGCUCUCGCCGCCUUCUACAACGUCGAGCCGGAAGAGAUUGAGCGCCAGGCUACCGAAGAGGAACAACAAUCUGAAGCCGAAGAAGAGCAGCGCGAGACGGCUGACCUCCUUCCGCACGUACCCGACAGCGAGGAUCUGAGGAUACGAAGGACCUUUGAAUUGCCUAAUCUGUCAUCCGAGCUGGCCAUGGCCAUACAAAAACGGGGAGGUGUUCGCGAGGAGGUGCUCGAGAAUUCUGAUUGUGAAUCUGUGGAUUUUGAA
Messenger RNA from Mesorhabditis spiculigera, 1380 nucleotides. The record is from the annotation of a GenBank genome assembly. Lineage: Eukaryota; Metazoa; Nematoda; Chromadorea; Rhabditida; Rhabditidae.